UCAGCGUAGCUUUCUGCCGCGCGGAAACUACAAUUUGGGUAUAAAUGAACAUAAAGAAACUCUCCAGAUCCGCGCCAGAAGCUUCGUCCGCUGUAUUGCUCUAUUUGGACGUAGGUAUAUCCGCAUUGUCGCCCGGCGUUCAACAUCCUCUCCUUCUCUCCUUCCACCAUCUCUGUCUCGAGCCCGCCGGCCCCAGCACCCGCCGCCAUGGACAACGCUCAGCUCCAGGAAGCGAAGUACUACAUCUUCGUCACUCAGGUGUACUUCUGCGCGAUGUAUGCUGUAGUCGUCUGGGACUGGAUCAUCAGUUUGGGAAGAGAAUAUCGCUUCAUUUGGAAGACGCACUGGACGCCCGUUAAGGCUGCCUACCUCUUCUGUCGGUACUGGGUCAUCGCCGUCGUUCCUUACCUGCUGUUCUGUUUCGUCACGAAUCAUACCAAGGAGACCUGCGAAAGGAUAUACAAGAUUCCCGUCGCGCUCGCCAUGUGGAAUCAAGUCGGUUCCGAAUCGAUCUUGCUUAUCCGCACAUACGCCUUCUUCAACCGCAACACGUAUAUCCUCAUCUUCCUCAUCACAUCUAUGGCAGGUGUGGCGGCAUACCAGCUCUAUGUCGACACCACCCAGAUGCUCUUGCUACCCUUCAUUGACCCGGACCACGGGCCUUGUCUUCCCAUGUCGAAGCCCCAUUCCGCUCAUCUUCUUGGUUUCUUCAUCGCCCCCUUGGGAUUCGACACCAUGGUCACUUUCAUGACCAUCAUCAAGGCCAUCUACAUACGCAAACGCAACGGUGGUCCUAACAGUCGUCUCAUCCAGACGUUCAUUCGCGAAGGUGUCUUCUACUAUAUCAUGAUCUCCAUCGCGAACCUCGUCAACGGCGUCUUCUACCUGCAGCCGAGGCAGGUCAUGUCAGCCAUCAACAUCCCUUUGAGCGUCAUGAUGGGCCCUGUACUAGCUUGCCGACUGAUUCUGGACCUUCGCGAACGCGGUUCGGAGACCGUGUCGCAUUCCGAGGGCACCGGAAUUGCUGCCUUCGCCACCAAGUCUGGCAUGACACAGAACACUGGCUCGCCUUACACACCUCCCAAUCGUUUCGGUACCAGGAGCAAGACCGGCGCUCGAUUCAACCCUCGCAUCGGUAUGAGCACCGUCGAUUCCACCGUUCUCAGCUCUAUGGGCAGUAUCCCUCCUGACUGCGCGGAGCUGGGCAUCGACAUCGAGCACGACGUUGUCGAGAUGGACAAGAUUGGGAUGGGAUACGACCUAGGUAGCCUCACUGCCAGCGCGGAGGACGGUGAAGGCAUCAUGGACGACAGCUACGAGAAGGACGGCAAGAUCAUUCGUGGUGGACGUAUUCUCCCGGUCGAGAGACUGGAAAUGGGGUUCAAGGCGGCGAGAGCGCCGAGCUUGGACCAUCCGAAGGGCGACAUCCGUGGCAUUCGCGUUGACGUGGAGAAGUCGACGGCUACCAUGUGAUGCCACCGCGUCCCUCUUGCCUCUAUCUUCUUUCUUAUUCUCUGCCGGCUUUUCAUUGUUUGUUUUCUUUGUUGUCGUCUACGCUCUCUUGUUUCUUUCUGGCUUCGCUUCGUCGUCUGGAAUCGCUAUCCUCGCUUUCGUCGCUAUCGUCGACUUAUCAUAACUCGCAGUAAUUCAGUGGUACCCAGUACCGUAACUUACAACCAUCCUUCAGCGUCUGUAUUACUCGACGUAAAUCGGCAAUGUACGGGCCUCACAUACCUAUACCUUCAUUCCUUGUAGCUGUUAUAGAUUGGCACUGAAUUUGGGGGCUUUGCGCUCCUAAGGUCUAUCCC
Schizophyllum commune H4-8 is the source of this 1808-nucleotide messenger RNA. RefSeq lists its product as uncharacterized. The transcript has 14 exons. Bases 208 to 1473 code for a protein of 421 amino acids. The record is from RefSeq and is a predicted model, not a curated record. NCBI's taxonomy places the organism in Eukaryota, Fungi, Basidiomycota, Agaricomycetes, Agaricales, Schizophyllaceae.